GGUUCAGUUGCUGUUCGCACGCUGGGCCCCGUUGGUGUGUUACUCGGCCUUGUCUCGAGUUUCGAAACGAUUUCCAAAAUACCCAACGUUUACACCAACUCACGCGACAACGAACGAGAAAGAAAAGCGCGGAGAGAAAGAGAGUAAGUUUGAUGUAUCGCAUCAGACAUUAACUCUCAAAACGACGCUAUACGUUUUCUUAUUAUUCUUAUCCUUUCCCUCUCUUUCUUAUCUCUCGUCCUAGCACGUUAACGAGGAUCGAAACAAAUUCGAAACGCGAUUAACGGACAAACGGUGACGCAGUGUGAGGUGUGUAUACAAUCGGUAAUUUUUCACUGAAAUAAACCAGGAGAAAAAGAAGAAAUCAGUUACGACUAAAGAAAGGUUUUGAGCAAGGAAGAAAAAAAGUCAAUCGGCCAAUAAGCGCGAGCUUCCCGCGCUAUUGGCUCGUGGGAAACAAUCACGGAAUCUGUCAGUACGGAUUUUGUCAGUUUUCGGCGUGGAUUAUCGGAAAGAGCUUGCAAGCCGACAGUGCUGAUUGAAAAAAGGAAUACGGUAAUCGACAAUGGCGGUAUUCGGAUUGGUCUCGGCUGUGGCCGGGUUCGUCAAGGUACGGUACUUAGUGGACAAGGCAGUCAUCGAUAACAUGGUGUUCAGGGCGCACUACAGGAUUACCUCCGCGAUCCUGUUUGCCUGUUGUAUUCUCGUAUGUGCUAAUAAUCUAAUAGGUGAUCCGAUAAACUGCCUGAGCGAUGGAGGGGUGCCGGAGAAUGUGAUAAACACAUACUGUUGGAUCACGUACACGUUCACGUUGCCGCACAACAAUGCAAAACCGGUGGGCACUCAUGUGGCACACCCGGGGCUCGGCGGUGACAUUGGGGAAAAGAGGUAUCACUCGUACUAUCAGUGGGUGCCGUUCAUGCUCUUCUUCCAAGGUAUUCUAUUCUACAUGCCCCAUUGGAUAUGGAAGCAGUGGGAGGAGGGCAAGGUCAGAAUGAUAUCCGAGGGCAUGAGGGGAGCUCUGCUCGAUAACAAGCCGGAGAGGCAGGCAAAGUCACAACGGUUGGCCAAAUACAUCUCCGACACGUUGCACCUGCACAAUACUUACGCGGCUGGAUACUUCUUCUGCGAGGCCCUCAACUUUGUCAACGUGGUUGGGAAUAUAUUUUUCAUCGACACGUUUCUCGGCGGCGCGUUCCUGUCGUACGGCACCGAUGUGCUCAAGUUCAGCAAUAUGAAUCAAGAGCAACGCAGCGAUCCCAUGGUUGAAGUAUUCCCGCGUGUCACCAAGUGCACGUUCCAUAAAUUCGGCGCUUCUGGAACCAUUCAAAAGUUCGAUGCCCUCUGCGUGCUCGCCCUGAACAUUCUCAACGAGAAGAUAUACAUCUUCCUUUGGUUCUGGUUCAUCAUUCUGGCCGUGUUGUCAGGCAUCGCCCUGCUCUACAGCAUGGCGGUCGUCUUAUUGCCAAGCACGCGAGAAACCAUUCUAAGAAAACGAUUCAAAUUCGGCACACCUGCUGGUGUCAGCGCUCUCAUUAGAGAAACGCAGGUCGGCGACUUCCUGUUGCUUCAUCUGUUAGGCCAGAACAUGAAUAUAAUGAUGUUCAACGAAGUGUUGGACGAGCUGUGCCGCCAGUUGAAUCUGGGAUCGACAAGCGGAGCAUCACCAACAUCGGUUCCGUCGGCGCCCAGCACCCUCGAGAUGUCGCCCAUCUAUCCCGAGAUCGAGAAAUACGCGAAAGACACGGAGAUUUAAAUUAGAUCCUAAUUUACGCAUCCUUACGAUCUUAUUUCUGCCUUUUAUCUUGCAUUGUGAUAACGCCGAAGGUGUCUUUCGACAUCUUCGGUUUUCUUUUUUUUCUCCUCGUUUGUGCUAUCGACAGUCGUGAAAGGAAAAAAAAGUUUAAUUUAACACGGGACGCAUACACACACACACACAAAGAGAGAGCAGAAACGAGAUCUUGCCGCCAUUUUAUUCUCCAACCGAUGUAUCAACGCACGAGAUAAAAAAAACUUGCCGUCCGGAAGAUAUGCCGAUAAGCAAUUAAAUUAAUCUGCCAUAACAAUGUGUAUAUUGGAAACCGCGUCUCUCUACGCUAUCUGUAGCACAAACCAACGAGAGUUGUUAGAUUAUCGAACGAAGCGUGUAACGUGAAACGAUAAUAAUACGACGACGCUUUCGCCUCGACACGUGUUAUCAUUAUAUCAUGUUCAUUUUCCGUUAAAUUGUAGGAAGCCGAAUUUCGCACGCACAAGCGUUCGUCGUCGAUUAUCUCCAAUGUUGCGUAAACGUUUCGUAUCCGCUUUGGCGGGAGCGCGGCGUCGAAGGCGUUGCAACAAUAACACCCGUGAAUGAUCGCUAUGGAAUUUCAAACGGCGCGCGAACGCGGGACGCAAUUCUUUUCUCCAACGAAAAUCAAUCGUUACGCGUAAAUGUUUGCAUCGAUCGUGUUCCUGGAUUCCUAUUUGCGUUUACACGUGCACAUUCCUUUUUGCAUUAAUUUGUUAACGUGUGUAUGUGUAUCGUGAUGAAACAAGUGCCUUUUUAGGAAGUGUGUUUAAGUUGCGUUUUCAUGUUUUCAUUUCAUGUCUUCUUUUUUUUUUUGAUCGCCGAUAGAGUACCGCAAUAUUAUUCGUUAAUUGAUAAUAAACCGACAAGUUAUAUAUACAUAUAUAUAUAUAUAUAUAUAUAUAUAUUAGGGCUACUUUCGAUUCGUAUUGUUUGUACGAAAAACAAGAACGUGGAAAGAAUCGUGGUGGUAUAUAUCGAACAAAUUAUUAUUUUGAAAUAAGCAUAGAGAAGAGACUGUAUAAGUUUUUCUAGAAGUGAUAAAAAUAAAUACGAAGAUGUUGAAAGAUUGAAAAUGGUCAAAAAAAGAGCAUUAUAUUUUUAUAUUUAAUUAUAAUAGGGUAAAAGUAUAUUAUUCGAUGCAUAUGUGAAUUUAUGCAGUCUUUGUUUCAGAAAAGUACCGUAUAUAUAUAUAUAUAUAUAUAUUCUGUUCUAUUCUGUAACCUAUAUAUGAAUGCAGAUAAGAACAAGCAUUUGUUCUUCGUGUCGUUUAGAUAUCUUUUCUUUUGUAUCUGCGUAUGACUGGUGCAAUUACCGUAACAAAGUUAGCGUGAAUAAUUUUAUAUUUUAAAAAAAAAAAAAGGUUAUCAUAUAUAUAUCAAAUUUUGUUAAAUUUACACGUAAGGGGCAUUUCCCAAAUUAUUCAAAGCAAUGUUUAUCAAAUGAUUCUCUAUAAAAAGUUAAGGGUAUAUAUGUAAAUACAUAUAACGAUAUAUAUAGAAUCGACUUAAAAAAUAAGUAUGUAAUUUGAAUAUUUGAAUUUAUUCAAUUUUGAUGGGAUAUACCAUCGAGUUUAAUUUCUAUGUUAUACGCUUCUACUUACAAAUGAAAUUGUAUAAAAAAGAAAAAUUUAAAUCUGACAAAUUAGAAAUUAUAUAUCGAUGAAUGAUCCUUAGAAAAUAUUUGAUGUUAUUUUCAAUGUUACUGAAAUGCUUCGUUAAAAAAGGAACUUUCAGCUUCAAUGUUAUUAAAAUAGUUCUAUGUGUUAAAAGAACGAGUAUAUAUAUAUAUAGUUCCCCGAAAACGAAGCAUAAUAACGCUGACAUAUAUUUGCAACGUAGGAUCGUUGUUCAAUGCUCACAUUCAUUUUCACUCUCGCUAUCUAUUUCUCGAUUCGUUCACGAGAAUAAUAUAAUGCUGCCGAUAUGCAAUGAUAAUAACUUUAUGACUAUAUAUAUAUAUAUAUAUAUAUAUAGUUUAUCGUAGUUGGUGAAGUAUGUUACAUUGCUACUCUUAGUCACGUUUCAAGUGAUAGAUUAUUAUAUUAGAUAUUUAAGUUAAACGAGACAGAUGUGCCUUUUUUUAUAGUAUAUUAAAUAUUUUAGCGCUAGAAACUCAUCAAUAUUAAGUCAUGUUUAUAUAUAAAAUGCUCAUUUGUAACGAUUGCCGCCAGAAGUCAGUGUAAAGACUGCCAACAUCUUGCAACGUUAGAUGUAACAGGGAGCAAAUAGAGAAAUAUAACAAACAAAUUGUAGAAUAAAGAUAUUAUACUCUUUCUAUAAUGAUACAAUA
Apis mellifera (honey bee) is the source of this 4081-nucleotide messenger RNA. Its product is annotated as innexin inx3. The record is from RefSeq and is a predicted model, not a curated record. Gene Ontology annotation, biological process: phototransduction. The transcript is spliced from 5 exons. The coding region runs from base 566 to 1756 and encodes 396 amino acids. Gene Ontology annotation, cellular component: plasma membrane; gap junction. NCBI's taxonomy places the organism in Eukaryota, Metazoa, Arthropoda, Insecta, Hymenoptera, Apidae. Gene Ontology annotation, molecular function: gap junction channel activity.